Cervus elaphus (red deer) is the source of this 1898-nucleotide messenger RNA. RefSeq names its product heat shock protein family B (small) member 11 (gene IFT25). Gene Ontology annotation, biological process: intraciliary transport. Lineage: Eukaryota; Metazoa; Chordata; Mammalia; Artiodactyla; Cervidae. The transcript has 7 exons. Gene Ontology annotation, cellular component: cilium; centrosome; intraciliary transport particle B. The record is from RefSeq and is a predicted model, not a curated record. The coding region runs from base 471 to 1154 and encodes 227 amino acids.
AGUAGUGGCAGCCCACGAACAUUUUGGAAGGCAGAAAUAAUGUUUUGACCCCCCAAAAGGGGAAAUCAAUUCAGAAUCGAAAUUAGUAAAUCUAUCAAGAUGUAACCUAUCAACUGGAACGUAACCCGUAUACUUAAGGGUUAUAUUUGAUGUAUUAAUAGGAUAUGGGCUCGUAUAUUUUAUGUAAUUGGGGCCGGGCGUCCAAAAGUAUGUGUUUGGGGCUCUUGGAGGUCUUGAAAUGGCUUUGAACUGGAGGUGAAAGGGUGGCUAAGUGGCACUGGGUUUAGAGGAGGAUAGGCAUCAGGGAAGUCCAGGGUAAAGGAACUUUAAAAAUGCAAAGGAUGGCAUCCCAGAGUUCACCGCCGUUAAUGAACUGAGGCCCUAAGUGAACACAAAUGAAUUAAGUAAGGCGUCCCAGGAUGAGGAGUUAGACUACACCCCGAACCUGCAUUUUGGAGUUACAAAGCAGCAUGUCUGCCGAGUUGUUUUGGGGGAUUCUUUGGGCUUGGUUUGCCUCUUUCUCGUUAACCACAACAAAAAGCUUUAUAGUGAACCCAAAUCUGCCACUUCUUACUUGUUAUUUGAAUAAUUCCACCAGCAGAGGAGAAAAAGCAAGGAUAUUGGUGGCUAUAGGAGAUAGAGCUUUCACUGUCACUUUGCAUCUAUAUAUUGCUUUGUGCCCUAUCACCAGCAGAUCAAGUAGGAGGAUUAAACACUUUAAGAUGAGAAAAGUUGAUCUUUGUUUAAGCUCUGAAGGGACUGAAGUUAUUUUAGCUACAUCAAGUGAUGAAAAACACCCACCUGAAAAUAUGAUUGAUGGAAAUCCAGAAACUUUUUGGACCACCACAGGAAUGUUUCCCCAAGAGUUCAUUAUAUGUUUUCACAAACAUGUGAGGAUUGAAAAGCUUGUAAUCCAGAGUUACUUUGUGCGGACCUUAAGGAUUGAAAAGAGUACUUCUAAAGAGCCAGUUGAUUUUGAGCAAUGGAUUGAAAGAGAUCUAGUACAUACAGAGGGGCAGCUUCAAAAUGAAGAAAUUUUGGCACGUGAUGGCCACGUUACUUACUUGAGAUUCAUUAUUGUAUCAGCCUUUGAUCAUUUUGCAUCUGUGCAUAGCGUUUCUGCAGAGGGAGUAGCAGUCUCAAAUCUUUCUUAGUAAUUAUAAUAUGCCCAUGCACUAUUUUUUAACAGUAUAUUUAUUUAAACAUGAAGUUGUCAUUAUUAAAGGAAUUUGUAUCAAUCUGUUUCAGUUUUAUUUUUCCCUUCAGCAUUUUGUAGGAAUUUGGUUCAUCAGACAGCAGUGAUGGCCAACAUGUAGGUCAUAAGAAAGCUUUUGCAAAACAAAAGUUUUUGUUUCAGUAUACAACUUAACCAAGUACAUAACUAUACAUGAAAACAACUGGUAAUACAUUGUGACUCCGCAGCAUCUAACAUGGUACCCUUCAGAUAUCAGUGCAUUAAUUUUUUAAAUUUAUUGAUUGAUGCAAAUGGCUAAAUGAAAAAUAUGGACAGUAAACAACAUACAAGUUCAAAGAAGAGAAAAUAUUUAUGGGAACAUUUCCUUGAGGUCAUGGAAUUUGAGUUGGGCCCUAUAGGACAAAUCAUUUUAUUUUUUUCUUUUAAUUUUAUUUUGUCUUGAUUUGAAGACUUCAGAGAAGAGUUAGGAAACAUAAUCUUAUUUCCCAGAGGCAACCAUUAUUGAUAUUAUUUGAUUCUUUUUUUUUUUUUUUACAUUUUGAGGAGGUAAGAAACAAGAUAGGACAUUUUGUGGAGAUAUAAGACAUCUCUGAAUAUAUCUUUCUAUACAACUUGAAAUAAAAAAUGUAGAUAAUAUAGCCAAAAGUUAAAAUGACAAAGCAAUUCUAAAAUGUUGAAAAUAAAUAGAAAGGCAUGAACCUAC